UGGCAAUCCCUGCUGCCAGACGUACCUCAAAACUACAGGUCCAAACGGCCUUGCAAGUCAGUGUGUCUGUGGACGUCGUGGGAGGCAGGUUUCGCUCAUCUCUCUAGUGAAGAUGACCUCGCCGGCACUCCUGUUGCUGGUGCUGUGGGCAACCGCACCGCUUGUACCGCCCACGGUGGAGGCCCACCCUCACCCCACGCCCACAGCCCGCCCACGCUCCUCCACACACAACGCCCAGACUGGAGACUACUCCUUCGCCUAUGCCGUCGAUACUCCUGAAGACGGGAACUUCCACGACCGAGCCGAGGCGCGUGUAGGCGAGGAGACCCGAGGCCGCUUCAGAGUGGCGCUCCCUGAUAAUCGACUACAAACGGUGCUUUAUAAAGCCGACGACAAGGGCUACCAUGUCUUCAUUUCCUAUGAUCCGCAUCCUGAUUUCCCUGCUUUGAGGGCUUCCAUCGGCCCCAUAGGAGACGCCCCUGAGAUUGGCCAGUCGGUUGUGGAAAGUAUUAGGCGAGGGGAGAACUGGAAGGGUCACAAGGAUCAGAAAGAUGGGGAACAUGACCAUGAUUCGAGACAUACAAGUCACCAGGAGCUUGAUAAUGCGGUAGUGCCGACGCCCCGUCGUGUUCAACCCUCGCCCAGAGUUGAACCCAAAGGCGGAAUUCGAUCCACGAUAGGUGAUCGAACCUCGACCACAGUUCGGCCCAGGACCACAACUCUACCCACAACCAGAGCUCAACCAACGUCUAGGCAGCCAAGGCUAUUCAGUGCGUCUCCCCCGGAGCCCAAGCCAUCUUCACGCACCUCUUCCUCUCCGCCAGUCACAAGCCUGACAUCACAAACCCAGCGCCCCAAAAAACCUUCCUUGACGUCUGACUCCGGACAAGAAACUCGACGUCUCAAAGACACUGGCGCUCGAAAGAGCCCAUCACGAUCCUCAACCAAUACCCGGACGUCUGUACCCUCCAUCAGCAGCGAAGCCGCCUCCCUCUUCAUUUCAGCCGAAGAUUUCGACGAUCCUCAACGUCUGACUCGCUUAAUUGUUGCAAUAAGAGAAAAGGCAGCUGAAGGCAUGCAAACAAUCCUUCAUGGCGAUGACCAUGAUUCUAAGGAGAAGGAGCCGCAUCGACACUACAGUAUAGGGGAUAAGGCGAGUGUUCUGGAUCGUCUUAGAGCCGUGGUACACACCGUUCACCUGGCCCGCCUCCGCGCUAACUAAACCCUUUACCUGCUACGCUCUAAGGCGUGGCAGGUUGGCAAUCUCAAUCAAAAUAUCUCUGAUAUUUACGAUUAGAUGAUAAUAUGACAAUUUUUCCACGAUAUGAAAUUGAAAAUAGCCGAAUGUUAAGCCUCUUAAUGUUAGAUCAAAAUCUCUUCCCACAAAUUCUCUCAUACAUAACAAUCUCAAUUUGUGAUUUCUGUCUUAAUAUUACACUUCAAUCUCAACUUAUUAACAUGUAUGUCUAACUAAUCCUGCAUCUUUCCAGAAGGAAUAUCUAAUGUAUCCUCAUCUCUGUCUACUAAUACUUGUGUCUCUCGUCCAAAUAGCAAAAAGCUUGCGAAGAACUGCAUGAUUAGAAAAAGAUCAUGAACCCAACUGUGUGCCACUGUCAUCUCCGUCAGUUUUCUAUGCGCUUUGUUCACCAGUAAUCGCGUGAAUUCAUUUAUCUUUGCUUCCCAUUGGCUAGAAUAUUUAUGGGGAUUAAAUAACCUAUUUCUCAUUUUAUUCCUGAAUGUCUGUUGUUCCGAGAUUUUAAUUUGAUAAUUAUUUAUAUGCGUUUAUUUAUAUUCCAUGAAACGGUCGAGUGUGGCGAUUGUGUCAUGAAUAAUUCUUGAUCAUUAAAAAUUUUUGGUUAUUGAUAAUUCUUGGAGGUGAAAAUGCGGACGAGAGUAGCCAGAAACGAGUGCUAUUGUCAGAAUUUUUGCCAGCACAAAAGUUUUCUUUUUACUGACAGAAUCAAUUUUCCCAAAAAAGCAGAUGUUUACAAAAGCAAAAGCUCCCACGAACGUGCAUGUAUUUCGGGGCUGUUGAAAUUGGAGGUGACGAUGUUUCGAUCCAUUUUGGACCUUUAUCAAGUUGAACCCGUUUCGACUUGAUAAGUAUCCACGAAGGACCGAAACGUCGUCAUCUCCCUAUGUGUAUGUUUGGUUAUUUGAUGACGUAUUAACAUGGUAAAUGACCACGGGCCAGAUUCACGAAGCAGUUACGCAAGCACUUACGAACGUGAACACCUUUCCUCAAUCUUUGACGGCUUUGUUUACAAUUAUUAAACAGUUAAUGAGCUUCGAAGCACCAGGAGGCUGUU
Procambarus clarkii (red swamp crayfish) is the source of this 2309-nucleotide messenger RNA. RefSeq lists its product as uncharacterized. NCBI's taxonomy places the organism in Eukaryota, Metazoa, Arthropoda, Malacostraca, Decapoda, Cambaridae. Gene Ontology annotation, cellular component: extracellular matrix. The record is from RefSeq and is a predicted model, not a curated record.